CGCUCCGCUUUUCAGCAGCGUCGCUAACCUGCGCGAAUCUUACGCGAAAUGAUUUCCACCGACCUCGUGUUUUCACUACAAAUUGCGCGGACACGUUUCCAGCUUAUUCUUGUGAGAUGUCGCUUAGUUAAUGAGCUGAAAGAGUAAAAGUCCGUGUUGUCUUCAGUUUAAUCUGAAACCGGCCGUUGGAGAGAAGAGGAAAUGACCCAGUUGAGUAUUCGUCGCUGGACGCCCAAGCACGUAGCCAAAUGGCUAAAAGAAGAAGGUUUUUGUGACUAUAUGGACCUGCUGUGCAACAAGCAUCGGCUGGAUGGCACCAGUCUGCUCGCCCUCAGCGAGUACGACCUCCGCUCGCCUCCUCUGGAGCUCAAAGUUCUGGGUGACAUCAAGAGGCUGAUGAUGUCCAUCCGGAAACUGCAGAAACAGAACAUUGAUGUGCUGGAGGAGCUCGGUGUCCCGUUCGAUGGCCUCUCUCCUUCCAGCUCUGGCAGCAACUCGGACUGGUUGUGUAAUGGGGACACAAGCAGAGAUGGUGACAGCAUGGAGACGGCUCCGGUGGGAGAGGAGUACCAGCAGUACUCUAAUGGGAAAUACAAGCAGCAAAUGAGGCGCCUUGACCCAGAGUACUGGAAAACAGUGCUCAGCUCUGUCUAUGUGGUGUUUGUGUUUGGGUUCACAUCCUUUGUCAUGGUCAUCGUGCACGAAAGGGUGCCGGACAUGCGCACAUACCCUCCACUGCCAGACAUUUUCCUUGACAGCGUGCCUAGAAUACCUUGGGCCUUCUCCAUGGCUGAGGCGUGUGGGGUGAUUCUCUGUAACAUCUGGCUGCUGGUUCUGUUGCUACAUAAACACAGGUCCAUCCUCCUGCGGCGCAUGUGCAGCCUGAUGGGGACCGUUUUCAUGCUGCGCUGCAUCACCAUGUUUGUCACCUCCCUGUCAGUGCCAGGGCAGCAUCUGCAGUGCUCGGGGAAGAUGUAUGGUGACAUGUGGGCCAAACUGCAGCGGGCCGUAGCCAUCUGGAGCGGUUUUGGGAUGACCCUGACAGGAGUGCACACUUGUGGGGACUACAUGUUUAGCGGCCACACCGUCGUCCUGACCAUGCUUAACUUCUUCGUCACAGAGUACACUCCACGGAGCUGGCACUUCAUUCACACCCUGUCUUGGGUCCUCAAUCUCUUUGGCAUCUUCUUCAUCCUGGCUGCACAUGAACACUACUCCAUUGAUGUGUUCAUAGCCUUCUACAUCACUACCAGACUCUUCCUGUAUUACCACACUUUAGCCAACACCCGGGCGUACCAGCAGAGUCGACGAGCCCGCAUCUGGUUCCCCAUGUUCUCUUUCUUUGAGUGCAACGUCAACGGACCGGUCCCCAAUGAGUACUGCUGGCCCUUCUCUAGACCUGCUGUAGUAAAAAGGCUCAUUGGAUAAGGAAAAGCUGCAGAUUAGUUUUUUUCCUGCUUUGUGAAGAUGCCAACUGAGGACGUUUGUGACAUCCUCAACUACAAAAAUGAAGGAUAGAGUAGAAAUAAAAACAUUCUUAUGUUUAUUUUGAGUCUUUACUUUCCAGCAGGCUUCUGGCAUCCAUAUGUUUCUGAGAAGCUCCAACUUUGUGUUAAGCUGGACCCGGAGGAGAUUCAUUUCACUUAAUAUUAUUUUCUCCCUUUGUCAUUUUUUAUUGUGUGAACUGAUUUCUUAACUCCCAACAACAAAAUAAAUCUUGUCCUAUGUUAAUACUUUUAUUUGUACAGGUAAAAUACUCAGUCGUGUUGAAAUUUUGAUUUAGAAUUAUGCAAAGAUUUGCUUUAACUAUCAGAAGUCACUUUCCUAGCAUACUGAUAAACAGUAGGUGUAGAAUUACAUCACACUGAACCACAAAUAUGUUUUUGUGAUGCUUAGAUGUCAUUAUCUUUUCUUUCCUUUAGGUCAUAUUUGCAUUUCCACUAUAUUAUAAAAUGCUGAGAGAUAAAGUGUUCUCAUAAUUCACGGAACUUCAUCUCAGAGUAAUAGAAUAUUAACAAAGUUCAUUGACUGUUUGGAUUAUGUUUUUCUUUUAAGAAUAAGUGAAGAAAAUGUCAUUAUCAGCCAAAUACUUGGACUUUCUCUCCUUCAACCUGUCUUAACUUCAUCUGCCAACUACCUUGAGUUUUUCAGUGAUAGAUUUUGCCACAUAGAAAUGUUUAGGAUACUUUUGAGUGUUGUUGGAUGUGUGUAAGUGUAGCUGAAAGCGAUCACCAUGCACUGAAUUUAGCAGACCAAGCUUAAGUCUCCCUAAUGCUAUCUCUAAAAGAUGUUUGUUUAUAUUUAUUUCAUUUUAUAAAUCUCUAGUUUUUUAUACCCCCUAUACAGAGUUACAGCAACAUGCACAUGGAAAAGUUAUGUUUACAGUUGCUUUAAACUAUGUAUUUCACACACCGUGUGCUAUUUAAUUAUGUUGAUUUUAAAAUAAGUUGUGAACUUUGCAUUGAAUGGAGGAUGCCACUUUAAUAUCUGAUCAUUGUUUUGAUCAUUGCAGCAAGUGGGAAAGAUGGUUCUUCUUAAUGGAUAAAACAUUCUGAUGUUUCCUUUGGUCAAGCAAGGACAGUGUUGCAUCUGAUGCCACAUUACUUGUUUCUGGUCUGACAUUUCUCAUUAAAAAGCUGAAGAAACUAA
Messenger RNA from Nothobranchius furzeri (turquoise killifish), 2649 nucleotides. It is a transcript of the gene samd8a, whose product is annotated as sterile alpha motif domain containing 8. Gene Ontology annotation, cellular component: endoplasmic reticulum membrane; plasma membrane; Golgi membrane. Gene Ontology annotation, molecular function: protein binding; ceramide cholinephosphotransferase activity; sphingomyelin synthase activity. NCBI's taxonomy places the organism in Eukaryota, Metazoa, Chordata, Actinopteri, Cyprinodontiformes, Nothobranchiidae. Gene Ontology annotation, biological process: ceramide biosynthetic process. The record is from RefSeq and is a predicted model, not a curated record.